Molecule: messenger RNA, 567 nt
Organism: Blastomyces gilchristii SLH14081
Lineage: Eukaryota; Fungi; Ascomycota; Eurotiomycetes; Onygenales; Ajellomycetaceae
Product: UPF0136 domain-containing protein
Exons: 2
Coding region: 1-567 (188 amino acids)
Cellular component (GO): membrane
Source: RefSeq, a predicted model, not a curated record
AUGGCGUCCAGUUCCCUCAACCUGCGCAUCCAUGAUCUAUCGAAGUUUAGAACAAGAACAGGUAGUCGCAUAUCACAUGACCGUACUCAUCAUCACGUGAUCUCGGGCCCGAUGGCCCAAGCUCCAUCCAAGCUUAAAAUAAACUUCCACCGAGUUGACACUUCCACACCCACUAUAUCGCUGCUACGACGCAUAGCCGGUUUGUUAAACACGAUCUCCCAAGCCACAAGUGUUAAGAAGCGCACGAAAAGUAACAAUGCCGCCGCGCUGUCCGUCCUGACAUCCUGUGGCGGCAUCAUCGGUUACGCGCGCACCGGAUCCAUCCCUUCCAUCGCCGCCGGCCUCUCCGUCGGCGCCCUUUACGCCCUCAGCUACUAUCGACUCCAAGGCCAACAAUCCUUCGGCGAAGAAUUGAGCCUGAUAGCCUCGACUGUGUUAGCGGGAAGCGCGAUCCCUAGAGCGCUGAAGACGAGGAAGCCUGUUCCCAUUGGCCUGAGUAUCCUGGCUACAUAUGGCUUGAUUGUUUUUGGAUUAGCAUAUAAGGGGAAAAGGGCGACCAGGGUUUAG